AUGUCGUUCGCCCUCCGCCGCCUGCGUGGCCUGGCGUCCUCAUCGAGCUCAUCUCUAGGUCGAACAGCGGCCUACUCGACCCCUUCGUCGUCCAAGAACGCGCCCAACUCGUCCACCAGCGCGGCCGACUACAAGCUCGCGCAUCCCCGCCGUCGUCCCCCGGCCUUGCCCACGAUCGACCCUCCGAGAUGGAGUGCCGAACAGGUAGGUCUGAUCGGACCGUGUAUGAGCACCUUGUUGAAGCGUGUGCAGCGGAGAGAGCUGCAUCUUAUGGCCCUCGUCCUGUCUCUACUCGGAACCUCCGGAGUUGCUGCGGUUCAGAACAGAGCUCACCCACAAUCUUCCGCACCUAACGGACUCUCUAGGCCGUCAAUAACAUCCUGUACAACACACCACCUCCCUCGCGAGAAGCGUUCACGCGCCACACGCUCAACUGCCUCGUCCAGAACGAACCGGGUGUGCUCUCGCGCGUUUCGGGCUGUCUCGCCGCACGAGGUUUCAACAUCGACUCGCUCGUCGUGUGUGCGACCGAGAUCUCGGACCUGUCGAGGAUGUGCAUCGUCUUGAGGGGUCAGGAUGGCGUCAUUGAGCAGGCGAGGCGGCAGCUGGAAGAUUUGGUGCGUUAAAUUCACCCACGAGCUCCGUCUUAAAGCCGGAGCUGCUCUACCCCUGCCCGGGUCCAGUUUGCCGAGUACUGACUCUUUCCGAUGCGGGUCUUUGGUUCAUGCAGGUCCCCGUUUGGGCCGUGUUGGACUACACCCGAACAAAGACGAUCGAACGCGAACUCUUGCUCGCCAAGAUCUCGAUCCUCGGACCCGAAUACUUUGAGGAUCAACUCGCCAACAAGGGGCCCGACAUCCUCCCCGCCACCGAGGGCAACGAAGAAGGUUCACCCGUCAAGCAACACAUCGACAACACCAUCGCUGCAGCGGCGGAUGGUCAUCCUGGUGUGGCACCGAUGGGAUCCGAUGCGGCUCACCACCUCCAUCGAGGCACCUUGACGCCUUCCGAGGCGCUGCGACAAAAGCAUACCCACUUGCAGGGCAUUCAGGCCCUCGCUGCUCAGUUCGGUGGCAAGGUCGUCGAUUUGAGCAAUGAUGCGCUCAUCGUUGAGAUGACGGGCAAGACGGAGCGCGUCGACGCGUUCCUCAAACUGGUCAGACCGUAUGGAAUCUUGGAGGCCGCGAGGUCAGGAUUGAUGGUCAUGCCUAGGGGUGAGUGGCCGAGUCUGGGACCAGGAUAAAGGUCGAUGAAUGGUUUGCUGACGCAAUCCUGUUUUCUCUCUCUUUAGCUCCGAUCAAGUCGGAUUGGGCCGGAAUGGCCGACGACGGAGAGAUGGAGGACGUUGAAGCCUUCGACACCUCCCUCUUGCCUCCCGGCUAA
Messenger RNA from Microbotryum saponariae, 1383 nucleotides. Lineage: Eukaryota; Fungi; Basidiomycota; Microbotryomycetes; Microbotryales; Microbotryaceae. The record is from the annotation of a GenBank genome assembly.